Messenger RNA from Quercus robur (English oak), 1282 nucleotides. RefSeq names its product mediator of RNA polymerase II transcription subunit 31-like. Gene Ontology annotation, biological process: regulation of transcription by RNA polymerase II. Gene Ontology annotation, molecular function: transcription coregulator activity. The coding region runs from base 157 to 750 and encodes 197 amino acids. The transcript is spliced from 6 exons. NCBI's taxonomy places the organism in Eukaryota, Viridiplantae, Streptophyta, Magnoliopsida, Fagales, Fagaceae. Gene Ontology annotation, cellular component: core mediator complex; mediator complex. The record is from RefSeq and is a predicted model, not a curated record.
AAAGAGGUUCACAUUUUCACAGCCCCAAAAUCACGAAAGCCAUAACGGCAACGCCAGACAACAUUUUAAACUCUCCAUUUCCAUCUUUCUCAGCUACCAAACAAAGCUUACACUCCACCAACAUCGGUUUCCUCGAAAAAGCUACAAUCUUUGAGGAUGUCAUCUGAAAGUGAGGACACGGCUAUAUCAACCUCGCCAAAAACCUUGUAUAAAGAUCCUGAUGAUGGGAGGCAGAGAUUUUUGCUCGAACUUGAAUUUGUUCAGUGUCUAGCUAAUCCUACUUACAUACACUAUUUGGCUCAAAAUCGCUAUUUUGAGGAUGAAGCUUUUAUUGGCUACUUGAGAUACCUUCAAUACUGGCAACGACCAGAGUAUGCAAAAUUUAUAAUGUAUCCCCAUUGCCUGUACUUUCUCGAACUUCUCCAAAAUGCAAACUUUCGCAGUUCAAUGGCACAUCCAGGCAACAAGGAGUUGGUGCAUAGGCAGCAAUUCUACUUCUGGAAGAACUUUAAGAACAACAGGCUGAAACACAUUAUAUCAAAGUCUCAACUUCAAGCUGCUGCUGCGACUCCAGCUUCUGUUUCUCCACCAUCCACACCACCUACAGCCAUUGCUGUUGUUUCUCCACCAUCCACACUUCCUACAACCAUUGCUGUUACUGCUCCUAUUGAUCCUCCUGAAUCAUCCAUUGCUGUUACAUCCAGCCCAACUGCUACAGUACAGGAGAUAAGUAGUGGGGUAGAUAGAUAGAGGAAGCAUGGUUCUUAUCUUUAGUUUAGCUAGUUUAGGGGAAAACUUUAACAAUGAAUUUUCUAUGUUACCAAGAGUCUUGUAGCUCAGUGGCAUUACAUGUUCUCUUUAUGGAGAACUUGGUUCAAAUCCCCUCCCCCACUUAUUGUAAGCAAAAUAAAAAGUGAAUUUCCUUUUUUCUUUUAGUUAAAUGAAGCUGUGUAAACCCCCAGUUAUACUGAUUCUUAUAUGAUUUCAUUACAGGAAAGAAGUUUGACAUAUGCUAUCAUCUAUCAUGAAUAUGUUGGAUGGAAUACAUUAAUGAAGGGCCUUUUUCCUUUUGUCAAAGGAGGGAAAAGAAAGGGAAUAAUAAUUUUCAAGGUAAUACUUCCUUUUCUUUGGGUUGAAGUUGAAGCAGGAUAGGCACUGAUUCUAAAUGAAUUUUGAUACUUGUAACCAGAAUUCUCAAGAUUUCUUAUAAGUGUAUUGAAGGUGGUAGAUAGAUUAAUUAUCAUUUGCAUAUGCUCACUCAGAAGUGGUGAAUGUUAUUUUA